CCCCACUAGGUGCGUGUCAACCAUAGCCAUACCAUGUGUGUGAAUGUGCACAUGUAGGCUCUGCGGUGUCCUUCAACCAUUCAUAACCAUUACUUAUUUCUCUGAGACAAGGAGAUUGAGCGACCAGGCAGACUAGGUGCGUGAAAUCCCACACCGGUAAUGGAACGGUAGAGCGCAAUCGAGCUGGACAUCUACGCUGGGGUCGAGUAAGGUUGAGAAGCUCACCAUAAGGCUGCGAAGCUCCACGAUUGUGCGUAGCUGGAUCGAAAGCAGACGUAUGAGUGGAGUCGUACGGCUCCUCGCCUUGUUGAUGGACCUGGCUUCGGAAUUCUCGAGCCCAGGCAAGAUCUCACCUGAGGUUAUGUGGACGGCGAAACCGACAUGGGGUGCUGCGAGCAAAUCUCGAAUCUACACUGGCCAAAAGCGGCCAUUACCCAUGGGGGUCAUCUUCAAAACAAUCCUAGCAGACACAGUAGGAAUGGGCGGCUUUUACAGAUGGGGCAGUGAGGGAAUAAUUCAAGGCAACAGAUCCGAAUGAUUGUUUGCAUCCAGACAGUCCUGAGAUCGACCGGGUGUCGCCAUGGCCAGGUAGAUUGUGG
Aspergillus homomorphus CBS 101889 is the source of this 599-nucleotide messenger RNA. RefSeq lists its product as uncharacterized. The record is from RefSeq and is a predicted model, not a curated record. The transcript has a single exon. NCBI's taxonomy places the organism in Eukaryota, Fungi, Ascomycota, Eurotiomycetes, Eurotiales, Aspergillaceae. The coding region runs from base 278 to 538 and encodes 86 amino acids.